AUGUCUGUGCUCACAUUUAACAGCGUCUUCCUCCUGCUGCCGCUGCUGUUUGGACUCUCACUCGGGACGUCUCCAACGUUCAGCGUGGACUACAAGAACGACUGCUUCCGCAAGGAUGGGGAGCAGUUUCGGUACAUAUCAGGAAGCAUCCACUACAGCCGGAUCCCCAGGGCCUACUGGAAGGACCGGCUGCUGAAGAUGUACAUGGCAGGACUGAACGCCAUCCAGACCUACGUUCCCUGGAACUACCACGAAGAGUCUCCCGGCCGCUACGACUUCAGCGGAGACAGAGAUGUGGAAUAUUUCCUGAAGCUGGCUCAGGACACGGGCCUGUUGGUGAUCCUUCGCCCAGGGCCGUACAUAUGCGCCGAGUGGGACAUGGGUGGUCUGCCUGCCUGGCUUCUCAACAAGAAGAACAUUGUGCUGCGAUCGUCUGACCCGGAUUACAUUGCAGCCGUAGAUAAAUGGAUGGGGAAGCUGUUACCCAUGAUGAAGCCUUACCUCUAUCAGAACGGUGGCCCCAUCAUCACUGUGCAGGUGGAGAAUGAGUAUGGCAGCUACUUUACCUGUGACUACAACUACAUGCGUCACCUGACCACACUGUUCAGAGCCCACCUGGGAGACGAGGUGGUGCUGUUCACCACAGAUGGGGCCGGGGUGAAUUACCUCAAAUGUGGCUCCAUCCAAGGCCUCUACGCCACCGUAGACUUUGGUCCUGGUGCGAAUAUAACUGCUGCCUUUGGAGCACAGCGGCAGGCCGAACCUCAAGGACCUUUGGUGAACUCUGAGUUUUACACCGGCUGGCUGGACCACUGGGGAUCCCGUCACUCUGUCGUGUCAUCCGCUGCUGUGGCCAAGUCCCUCAGCCAGAUGCUGGCUGUAGAAGCAAAUGUUAACCUGUACAUGUUCAUAGGCGGUUCGAACUUUGGCUACUGGAAUGGCGCGAACUCUCCGUACGGCGCGCAGCCCACCAGCUACGACUACGACGCCCCUCUCUCGGAGGCGGGAGACCUCACAGAGAAGUACUUCGCCAUCAGGGACGUCAUCGGAAUGUACAGCAAGGUGCCGGAGGGACCCGUUCCACCAACGACGCCAAAGUACGCGUACGGUCCCGUUAGAAUGAAGAAGCUCCAGACGGUGCUGGACGCUGCAGAAACACUAUCGUUCUCAGGUCCGGUUAAAAGCGCCUACCCUCAGACUUUCACCGACUUGAAUCAGGCCUUUGGUUUUGUUCUCUACAGGACGACCCUGCCUGUUAAUUGCAGCCAACCCACCCCUCUGUCAUCACCUCUGAACGGGGUCCACGACAGAGCCUAUGUGUCAGUGGACGGGGUGGCGGUAGGGAUUCUGGAAAGGAACAAGGUCCUGAGUGUGAACGUGACGGGGAAGGCUGGAAGUCAGGUGGACAUACUGGUGGAGAACAUGGGCCGAAUCAACUAUGGAAGAGAAAUCAAUGACUUUAAGGGCUUGGUCACCAAUCUUACCCUGGGACAAGUCUCCCUCACUGGCUGGACCAUGUACAGUCUCAACAUCGACGAGGCAGUCAGACAGGGCCUCCUUGGAGAAAAACCUCCCGCCAGGGUAGCUCCAGGUCAGCCUGCGGCUCUGUCAUCUCCAGCCUUCUAUAAGGGGACCUUCAUCAUCCCCGACGGGAUUCCUGACCUCCCUCAAGACACUUACAUCAAGCUGCCAGGCUGGAAGAAGGGGCAGAUCUGGAUUAACGGGUUUAAUGUAGGCCGUUAUUGGCCCGCUCGAGGCCCCCAGGUGACACUUUUUGUUCCUGCCAGCAUCCUGAGCACAGCAGCACCCAACAAUGUGACCGUUCUGGAGCUGGAAGCAGAUCCAUGCAGCUCCCAGAGAUGCACUGUUGAGUUUACAGCCACCCCGAUCCUCAAUACAACAGUCUUCUCUGAGCACCAACCGCACCAGAAACUGUUCACUAAAGAGGAUUUGCUGUGAGGAUACGGGAUCUCUCAGUUUGCACCGCAGGACUCAACGCAUGAGCCUCAAAUCAACUGUUGUUUUGUGAAAUGGAUUAGCAUUUGCCCCCCCCCCCCACCAAUCUGUGUUACAUGAAUGUCAAUUUAUUUUCUGAUUCUGUUUUUAUAAAAGUGUUGGCACCAUCUUAUUCUAACAUGUUUCUGGAAGCUCCUCUUCUGAUGGGGAUUAUAAGCAAUGGAAGCUGUGGUGUUUCAUAUUUCAGGGAGCAUUUCAUUUUUUUUUUUUUUUGUAUGAAAACCACAUCAGGGAAAUACAGGUUCAGAUGAGUAAUCCUAUCAUUAAAAACAGCUGUGGGGUGUUCAAAAUUUCACUUUGGCCAAGAUUGUCAAGUUAAAAGUAUUUAAG
This is a messenger RNA of Fundulus heteroclitus (mummichog), 2346 nucleotides long. RefSeq names its product galactosidase, beta 1 (gene glb1). Gene Ontology annotation, biological process: carbohydrate metabolic process. The transcript is spliced from 16 exons. Lineage: Eukaryota; Metazoa; Chordata; Actinopteri; Cyprinodontiformes; Fundulidae. The record is from RefSeq and is a predicted model, not a curated record. Gene Ontology annotation, molecular function: beta-galactosidase activity. Bases 1 to 1959 code for a protein of 652 amino acids. Gene Ontology annotation, cellular component: vacuole.